AUGGCCGCGAAUGCUGCAGCCAACAUGGACACCGCCUUUGACCCUGAGCUGCGAGAGAAGAUGGGCCUGCGCGGCUUGCUGCCCCCUGCUCAACAGAGCAUGGCUACCCAGAUCCAACGUUGCCUGUACCAGUUGAGGCGCAAGAAGACGCAGCUUGGCAAGCACGUCUACCUGUCAUCGCUGCGUCAGACCAACACGCGCCUAUUCUACGCGGUCAUCAUGAGCGAGGCCGAGGAGUGCCUUCCGCUCAUCUAUACCCCGGUCGUCGGCGAAGCGUGCCAAAACUUUUCCAAGAUCUACCGUCGUCCCGAAGGUCUCACCCUCACCAUCGAGGACAAGGGCCAAGUCGCCAAGGUCCUCAAUAACGUACCCCUCCCCGCCGGAGGCCCGCGCAUUGCCGUUCUGACCGACGGAAGCCGUAUCCUCGGCAUCGGCGACCAAGGCUGGGACGGCCUUGGCAUCAGCAUCGGAAAGCUCUGCCUCUACGUAGCCGCAGCCGGCAUCCACCCUCGCGCCACGCUCCCCAUCGUCGUCGACCUGGGCACCAACAGCCAGGAGAAGCUCGAGGACCCCAUGUACCUCGGUCUCCGCCAGAAGCGCGCAAGCGACGACGAGUACCGCGAGUUCCUUGAUGAGGUCAUGGAUGCUCUGAACAAGAAGUUCCCCAACUUGAUCAUCCAGUUCGAGGACUUCACCAGUGACCAUGCGUUUGAAUUCCUCGCGCGAUACCAGGACAAGUACCCGAUGUUCAACGACGACAUUCAGGGGACUGGUUGUGUCGUGCUGGGCACAUUCGUUGCUGCUGCUCGUCUGAGCUCCAAGGCGUCGGGCAAGCCGCUCUCCGAGCACAGGAUCCUGCUCACGGGUGCUGGAUCUGGAGCCGGCGUCGGCAAGCAGCUCCUCUCCUUCUUUACGCAGCAGGGCUUCACAGAGGAGGAGGCGCGCAAGAAGAUUUGGAUGGUCGACUCGAAGGGCCUGAUCACCAAGGACCGUGGAGACAAGCUCGCCCCUCAAAAGCAAGAGUGGGCUCGAGAUGACAACAAUGGCCAGCAAUUCCAAUCGCUCGAGGACAUCAUCGACUACGCCAAGCCGACCGCCCUCAUUGGCCUCUCCACCGUCCCCAACACCUUCACCCCGUCCGUGCUCCGCAAGAUGGCCGACCUCAACAAGCGACCCAUCAUCAUGCCCCUCUCGAACCCCUCUUCCAAGUCGGAAUGCAACCACCAGCAGGCGAUUGAGGGAACAGAUGGCCGCGCAAUCUUCGCUGCCGGCUCGCCCUUCGGCGACGUAGAGUAUGACGGCAAGACGUUCAAGGCCAGUCAGGCGAACAACUUCCUCGUCUUCCCCGGCAUCGGUCUGGCAGGGGCCUUGACGAAGGUUUCGCGCAUCACGCCCUCGAUGAUUACAACUGCGGCCGUCUCUCUCGCCAACUGCUUGACCGAGGAGGAGGAGAAGGAGGGUCGUGUCCUACCCGACAUCGCCCGCAUCAGGGAGGUCUCGCGCGAUGUUGCCACAGCAGUCAUUCAACAGAUCAACAAGGAGGGGUACGCGAGGGAUGGAGGGUACACGGCUGGAUUUAUGGAGGAAAAUCUCAAGGAGUGGGUCGAGGGAGAGAUGUGGUCGCCGAGCUACGAGAAGCUGCACACUUGA
Molecule: messenger RNA, 1650 nt
Organism: Jaminaea rosea
Lineage: Eukaryota; Fungi; Basidiomycota; Exobasidiomycetes; Microstromatales
Exons: 3
Coding region: 1-1650 (549 amino acids)
Biological process (GO): malate metabolic process; pyruvate metabolic process
Cellular component (GO): mitochondrion
Molecular function (GO): malate dehydrogenase (decarboxylating) (NAD+) activity; NAD binding
Source: RefSeq, a predicted model, not a curated record